Messenger RNA from Symbiodinium necroappetens, 4211 nucleotides. The record is from the annotation of a GenBank genome assembly. NCBI's taxonomy places the organism in Eukaryota, Dinophyceae, Suessiales, Symbiodiniaceae.
AUGGGAGCAGCUUCAAAGGCUGCAAGAAUGAUGGGAGCCCAGCUUCAUGGGCAGCAGCAGCUUGCAGCUGCAACGCAGAACAUAGCCUCGUCUACUCAAGGGGCUUCGAGGCCAAGGGGUCUCAUAGAUGUGAAGGCGGUGGGCCGCCCAAGCCCACUUGGGGGUUCGCUUGAGGAAGCCUCGAGGAACUGGAGACAGUGGAAGUACAGGCUAGAGCUUUGGUUGGCCAGCCAAUUCCCGGAAGCUCGAAAGAUCUUAUCUUGGGCCCGUGAAAAGGGCGAUUCGGAGAUCACUUUGGCGAGCCUGGAGUCGACUUCGAUUCCUGGCGUCACCAAGGAAGCGGUUCUCGAGUUCAACCGGCAGCUUGAGGUGGUCCUGGGACCCUCACGAAUGAAGUGGCUUCGGUCUCUUAUCAGCACCCACCCGGUGGAUUCGGUCACCGACCUGGUGCCUGCGAUCGAGAAGUGGGGAGACGCCCACAGGAGGUACAGCCAGCGCAAGGACUGUACCGCCCUCACCGAGCAGCAGAAGAUGGUGUCACUGCUCGGCCUUGCGCCUUCGGACCUCCAGGGUCACUUGGAGCUGGACCUUGGGAGGCUUACGAGCUACGACUUGCUUCGUCGGGAAAUCGUGUCCUUUGCGGAUAGCCUUUACCGCCACCGAAAAGGAGGAAAGAAGGGCGACGGCCACCAAGGGAAAGGUGGCAAGAAGGAGGACUGGGAGCUCAAGGGAAUAAGGGUAGUAAAGGACGGCACCAGGGGCGCUCACGAGCUUGAGGGUGCUGAGGGGGACGCCAUGGAUGAUGGCGACGCUGCUUAUGAGGCAGAAGAACCCGACGAGGAAGCCGAGCUGGGUUUCAUAGGCGCCUUGGAAGGCGAGGGCUCGGCGAAGGGCCAAAAGGACGAGAAAGAGGAUGAAGAAGAGACCGGGGGCGAGGGAGCGCAUCGCUCCUCGCCCGGGGCAGGGAGUUCUACGGACCGGCCCCAGGCCAAGGCGAAGGCAGGCUCGACGAGCUCAACGCCGGUGGGGCUUAGGAUGGCGAACACAAGUGUUCUCAACAAGCUCCAGGAACGGAGGAGGGAGCUCGAGGAGAGUCUUGAAAAGGAGCAGGCCAAGGGCGACGAUGCCGAGCCUGGCGAGGUUUCCAAGCUGAAGCUUAUGCUGGACCAAGUGAGGGACCAGAUUAAGCGCGCCCAAGAGCUGAAGAAAAGCAAGGGCGAAGGAAUGUCGGCUCGACUCAAAGCCGACUUGGCGGCAGGACGCAAUGCUCGUCUCGCGAAGCGCAAAGAGAAAAGCCGGCAAAGGGCCGCCUUGCACCGACAGAGUUUGCGAAAGGCCCAAGCCGAAGCACGAGUUGGCCGAGAGGAGACCCUAGAGCGGAGGUUCAACCUGCCGGAAAGAGCACGGAAGCAAGACGAGUAUGCUCUGCUACCGGAGGAAAGGGAGCACUCGGGCGAUGAGCUCGACGAGCCCAAGGAGAGGGACUGGAGCGUCCGGCCCGUGAAGAUGACGCCAGAGGGUCGCGAGGGAAAGAAGAGGCAAGAGGCGAUGCCGAUUCCACCUCCCAAGACUCCACCGAGAGACGAAGAGGAGUUGGUGGAGGCGGUGUUCACCUUCAAGGACGGCACGGGGGCAACGGUGCGCUCAGGAGUUGCAGACCUCACCGAGGAGCAGAAAAGGAAGGUGCGCGAGGCAAUCGCCUCAGCACCGUGGCACCGGGAGCCCAAGGCUAAAACUGGGCCUAGCGGCGAGAGGCCUACGGUGAACAAACGCAGCCAGCUGUUCUCUCGGGCGGUAAACUACCUGACGGGCCACCGGCCAACCCUGACUGAGAGCAAGGUUCCGAGGAAGGGGCUGGCGAAGCAGUAUGGAGGUGGAGCCCGGUUUCGGCAAAGGGUUGGCAUCAGGCGGAAGAUGCUAGCCUUGGGUCCUCGUGGGACCGCGGGCGAGGAGCUCGUGCGGGCAGCCCUCGUGGCUCAUGCCAAAGCUGGCGGGUUAAGAGUACCCUUCCUGCCGACCGCUACUACCGGAAACGGAAGGCUGCGAGGGCCGAGCAAAGGGCGAAGGAGGCGGGAAGGAGCAAAGGAGGCAGUGGUGUACGCCACCAUCCAGGUGAUCCUGGACAGCGGUGCAAGCCACAACGUGGUGCCCAAGGUGCUGAAGCAGAGGCACGCGAUCCUCUUGAAAGGGUCGAAGGCGACAAUCCACGUGAAAGGCGACGUUUGCUUUAAAGGGUUUCCUGCGGCACUGCAGAAAGGCGAAACGCUGAAGCAGGAGAAGGUAGUGUUUUUCACCUGCCUAGGAUCCGAAGGGGAAGAAGAUGAGGAGAAGGAAAAGAGCCCAAUGCGCAAAGGAGAAGAGAAAGAGGAGGAGAACCCAAUGCGCAAAGGAGAAGAGAAAAAGGAGAAGAACCCAAUGUGCAAAGGAGAGGAGAAGAAGGAGAAGAACCCAACGCGCAAAGCUAAAGGAGAAGAAGAGAAAAACCCGAGGCGCAAACCUGGAGAAGAAGAGACUAAGGAAGAGGGCCAGCAAGCCCAACCUCUAGCACGACCAGAUCGGCCCACGCCUGAAAUGAUAGCGUCAGGCCAGGAGUCCACUGUUCCGGUUGCGAGCAUGGACUACCUCUACUUCAACGAGCGGGCAGACGGACCUGGACUGCCGACUGUGGUCUUGAGGGACCGGCAUUCCAAGGCUAUCCUCUCGCACCUCCUGCCGUGCAAGGGCACCACCGGGUCGACCUACCCUGAGCGUGCUGUUCUUAAGGACCUAGCCUUUCUUCUGGGCUACAAGAAGCUGAUCCUGAAGAACGACCAAGAAGCUUCUAUCAAAGCUCUCUCCCUAGCUGUUCGUAACGGCUCCUCUGGGGAGAUCGUGCCGGAAGUGUCACCCAAGGGGGACCACCAUGGCCAGAGCAAUGGUGAAGCCGAGCGGUCUGUGCAGUCAGUGCAGGGAUUGGUGAGGACUCUGAAGGCCAGCUUGGAGGAGAAGGGGAUCACCCUUGGACUUACGCCGUUCCAGCGCAUAAAGGGGAGGAAGUGGCAAGUUGCAUUGCCUUGCUUCGGCGAAGCAGUGGAAAUCCGCCGCAACACCCGGUCCAAGCUGGAUUCAAGGUGGCAGUCCGGUGUGUGCCUUGGCAUUCGGCUCCAGAGCACGAAGAAGAUCGUCGGGACCAGCCAAAGGAUCUUUGUGGUCCAAAGCCUGAAGCGCAAGCCAGAGGGCCGGCAAUGGGACUCUAGCUUGGUGGCUGCUGUUCGCGGUCUGCCUUGGAAGACCUCUCCCGAGGAGACGGGAGAAGGGGCUCGGUUGCCUGAGCCACUGGCGGUUAGGGCAGAGGUUUCUGAGGGCCUGCCUCCUCCAGCGCGAGAGUUGGCAAGGCCAGAGGUCGCACCCUUUAGGCGGGUCUACAUCCGCCAGUCUGACCUGGAGACUCACGGGUGCACGGCUGGGUGUGAAGCCUGUGCUGUCAUAAGGGAGGGCCGAAGCCGAGCAGGCAUCAACCAGAGUGAGCACUGUCGCCAGAGGGUCACCGAAGCCAUGAAGGAGACUACCUCUGGGCGAGCAAGGCUGGAAAGGGAAGCUCAGCGCGAGGGCGAGUUUUUCGAGAGAGUGCACCAGGCGGAAGAGAAGAAAAGGAAGGUGAGCUCGGGCCACGAGGCGACGCCCACCGAGGAGUCACCUGAGGGAGCAACCUCAGCAAGUUCGGCGGCGAGGCCUCUAACCAUCGCCCGUCAGAUUCCUCUUGGGUCCGGCGGCCAAGAGGGAACUAGCUCUACCCAAGGGGGUGGUGCAGCUGCUUCAGCUGCGCCCCCAUCGGGGCAGAAGAGGAAGAGCGAAGGUGAAGGGGACGAGAGCCGUGCUGAGCUAGCACCUUCUGACCAGAGGGCUGAAGCUCAAAAGCGCAAAGCGACUGAGGAUGCCGAAGGAGUGAUUUAUGAGCUCAUUGCCCAAGAGCGAGAAGGUUUCAUUGCCAGUGUCGAGCACAAGGAGCGUCCUACGUGCGACCUGGAGGACGACUUGUGGGAGGAAAAGUUCUACGACGAGAACUCUGGCAAGGAGCUGCCACCCGAAGGUGUCAAGAACGCACGCAUGGGGGAGAUCGAGGUGAUCAAGUCCAUGGGUGUAUGGGAGCCCAUCGACAGGCCACCCGGUGAGAAAGUAAUCGGGACCAGAUGGGUCGACAUCAACAAGGGGGACAGCCUCCACAUGAAACU